Molecule: messenger RNA, 1898 nt
Organism: Capsella rubella
Lineage: Eukaryota; Viridiplantae; Streptophyta; Magnoliopsida; Brassicales; Brassicaceae
Product: probable E3 ubiquitin-protein ligase LUL4
Exons: 4
Coding region: 48-1697 (549 amino acids)
Biological process (GO): protein ubiquitination
Molecular function (GO): ubiquitin protein ligase activity
Source: RefSeq, a predicted model, not a curated record
CAUCAAAAAAAAAAAGAGAGAGAGAGAGGGAAGAAAAAAAAAGGGAUAUGAAAACAUCAAAAAUGAAGUUCACAAAAGAGAUGAUGGAGUCUAUCAAAGACAAGCUCCCAAGACUCAGCUUUCUCCUACUCUUCCUUCGUCAAUGCUACGGUGGUUGCGGGGACCGAACCCAUUUACUCCCUUGCUCCAUCGCCACCACUUCAACCCGCUUUUGGAACCUCUCUGACCGUCCCGUGGAGCUCCAGAUUCGGGUCGGUUCAGUCCUAAAACGGGUCCACACUCUCAAACCCGGGCGUUCCAAGAGGCUAAGACACAGCAACAUACACAGAGCUUACGUGGAUGACCAGGAAGGACGUAGGUGGUUGUACUACGACGAAACGUGUCUACCGUACGUAUGGGUGCACGAGACCGGUACGGACUUGUCGAAGAUGGUCAAGCAACAGUACGUGAGUCUCGAGGAUCUGAGGGAUUACUCGGAGAUUAAGGUUUUUAAGGAUUUACAUAGAGGUUGUGUCUCAGUUGAGAAAAGAGACAGAGCUUCUGCUUUUCUCUCUCUCUCUCUCUGCUUCUUCCUGUUCUGCUUUCUGUCUUGUCUCUUUCAAUUCUCAUUGUCGUUCUCACCAAUGGGAAUCUCUUUUAGCAACAACAACAACAACAGAAGACGAGACAACAAUCGUCGUCUCCUCCACCACCACCAUCCUCCGCCACCUUUCUAUUACAUCGAUCCUCCUCCUCCUCCAUCGCCAUUCCCACCGCAUUAUGACUACAACUACUCCAGUUACCAUCUCUCUCAGCCUCUACCCCCACAGCCUCAGAUCAACCCUUGUUACCAUUACUACCCUCAGCCUCCUCACUAUUUCACCACCGCUCAGCCCAAUUGGUGGGGUCCGGCGAUGAGGCCCGCCCAUUACGGUCCGCCUCAGCCGCAACCGCAACCGCUCCCACCGCCGUACGUGGAGCAGCAGAACGCGAAGAAGGUGAGGAACAACGUCAAUGUGCAUAGAGGUACAGUGAGGCUCGAAGUGGACGAUCUCGUCCCUGGCCACCUUCUAGUUUCCUUCGUCUUCGAUGCCCUUUUUGACGGCAGUUUCACUAUCACUUUCUUUGCUAAAGAGGAACCAAACUGCACGUUUGUCCCGCAGUUUCCCGAGGUCUAUUCACCAACUAGAUUCCAUUUUCAGAAAGGUCCUGGACAGAAGUUUCUGCAGCCUUCAGGGACAGGAACCGACUUGAGCUUCUUUGCUCUUGAUGAUCUGUCACAACCUUUAGAAGAAGAUGUGUAUCCGCUUGUUAUUUCAGCUGAGACGGUAAUAGAGCCAAAUCCCAUCUCAGAGCAAUCAUCAGUUCAUAAGCAAGUCACACAAGCGGUUCUCGAGAAGGAUAGUAAUGGAUCUUUCAAAGUGAAAGUUGUGAAGCAGAUUCUUUGGAUUGAGGGAGUUCGAUAUGAACUCCGCGAGUUGUAUGGCUCGACUACUCAAGGUGCAGCCUCGGGAUUAGAGGACAGUGGUUCGGGUAAAGAAUGUGUGAUCUGUAUGACUGAGGCUAAGGACACAGCCGUGCUGCCUUGCAGACAUUUGUGUAUGUGUAGCGACUGCGCCAAAGAGUUGAGGCUUCAGUCGAACAAAUGUCCGAUUUGUCGACAACCCAUCGAAGAACUCUUAGAGAUCAACGUGAACAGUAGUGAUGAACAACACUAGUUGUAAAGAAAAAAAAGGGGUUCUCCCUUUACUUAAAACACCAUUUCUUAGUUGAUUCUUUCUUCUUCUUUUUCAUAAAUCCUCCAUAUUCUGAAUCUGUAUUUUAAAUCAUUAUUGUGUGACUUCAUACUGCAUAUAGCUUUUGUUUGGUACAAAGGUUUGUUUGUUAGUUGGGAAAUAUCAGCUAUCCGUAUAGGUAGA